AUGCAAGUUAAAGUGAAAACAUUGACCGGUAGAGAUAUUGCUGUUGAUAUUGAACCACAAGAUAAAGUUUUUACCAUUAAAGAAAUGAUGGAAGAAAAAGAAGGUAUUUCACCAGCGCAACAACGUUUAAUUUUUAAUGGUAGUCAAUUAGAUGAUGAUAAAUCAGUUCAAGGAUCUGGUAUUCAAGCUGGUGCUUCAUUACAUUUAGUUUUAACUUUGAGAGGUGGUAAUUAG
Insectozyma verbasci is the source of this 234-nucleotide messenger RNA. NCBI's taxonomy places the organism in Eukaryota, Fungi, Ascomycota, Pichiomycetes, Serinales, Debaryomycetaceae. The record is from the annotation of a GenBank genome assembly.